This is a messenger RNA of Pseudoliparis swirei, 2939 nucleotides long. It is a transcript of the gene faap100, whose product is annotated as FA core complex associated protein 100. The record is from RefSeq and is a predicted model, not a curated record. Bases 113 to 2704 code for a protein of 863 amino acids. Gene Ontology annotation, cellular component: Fanconi anaemia nuclear complex; nucleoplasm. Gene Ontology annotation, biological process: interstrand cross-link repair. The transcript is spliced from 8 exons. Lineage: Eukaryota; Metazoa; Chordata; Actinopteri; Perciformes; Liparidae.
GUAGCUCGUGCAGUCUCGUCCACAUGUUCUAUCUCUCUACCUCUCACUAAGAUAACAGGGUGCUUAACGUCACAUACGCAGACUAGUCCGUUUUCUUCUUUUCGGUCUGGCUAUGGAAGGACGGUGUGCGGUUGAGACUUGGGCAGAGUUUGGCUGUUCGGGAUCAUCACGCACACCGAGGCUCAAGUGUAGCUUUGGUACAGAUGUGUUCCUCUGCACUGGCAACGACCAGAUCUAUGUCUUCAGUUCCCAGGAAAGAAAACUCACGGCUGUCAUCGAGUGUCCUGGACCCGUUACUGACAUACUUCAGAGUCAUGACCAGCAGUUCCUCUACGUGGCCUGUAGCAGCGGAGUUUAUUGUGUCGGCUCACAAUUUCUGUCAUCCAGAGCUCCAAGCUCCCCGGCUGACGCGUCCUCCAGUCCAGCUGAAGUGAAAAUGUCCCCUGAGUUUCUCGCGGUUCCAGAAGAAGGCGUGUUAUCGCUGCUCCUCGUCGGCUCCGUCCUCCUGACUCUAUCUCAGAGAGACGCGUCCUGGAUCUUGACUCUUUACAGAUCCUCAAACUACGAGAUGCUGCGUUCACUCAGUCUACCGCUUGUCUCAGGCGACACCGCGGGAAAGACGGGCAUGAGAAGGAGGCCUCUGCUGAUUUGCGUCCAUUCCAGUGCUGUUGCAGCGCCGCCAUCUCCCCCGUCCACGCCGGAAGUAAGCGGCGUAGGCGGCGACGGCCACUUGUGCCUCGAGCCGGUCCUCUUCAAACUUCUGUUUGGGAUCGACGCCGCCCUCGCCAAGUCGCCCGUCGUCCUUUGCGGCCUGCCGGACGGCUGCCUGUGUUUCCUCCCUCUGCGGCCCCCAGCGCCGCGGCUCAAAGUCCUCCACAGCCUCGAGCAGCCCGUCGCGUUUAUCGGAGUGUCCGGCGGUGCCACGGACGCUGGUCCGGGACAUGCGCGGUGUUUGGUGGCGGUGGGUGAACGAGGGAGAGUUGUGUUGAUAAAAUCAGAGAAGGGAGGAGGGGGCAACAGAACCGUUUUUAUUGAGGGGUGCGUACAGGGGCCUGUGAUGUGUGGCUGUGUGGAUGCAACGCGUCUGUACUACAGCACCGGGUCCGACCUGCUGGCGCUGGAUCUAUCGGAGGUCUCGUCGGAGAGGGACGGCCACGGAGGCGACGUAGAGACAUCCGGCGUGGCCGCCGCCCUCCGAAGCCCCGCCAGCUUGAACGUGUGCAGAGUCGUCGCCUUGGCUGAGCCGACACGCAACACUGCAGGGGAAGUUCAGCUGCUGGGACUGUCGGUUAGAGGGCAGCUCCAGAGGAUUACCGUACCUGUGGAAAGAGAGGAUGCAGGAUUGCCCGGGGGGCCUUCCACACGGGGGGGCCGCAGUGUCAGGGACCUCCUGUCCGCUAUCGGAGACGUCUGUGAAAGAGCAUCAGUGCUGAAAACUGCCAUCAAAUCCCAAAAUCAAAUCCUGAGGCGCCUGAAUCAGGUGCUCAACAUCAGCUUCCUGCUGCUGGCCGGCGGCACAAACACCGAAGAGCGUCUUCCCAGCCAGGAGAAGCCGAUCAGAUGUCGCGCCACGGCCAGCUGGAGCCGAUUACUCCAACGAGACUCCCUGAACCUGACGUGCGUCCUGGAGAAUUCAAGUCCGUACGUCUUGGAGCGCGGCUGGACGCUGAGCAUCGCCGUGCUGCCUCUGUCCCGUCCUCCCGGCGCAGGGACGCGCAGCUCCUCCUCGAGCGCCUCCUUCCCGUUCCACAGUCUGCCUCCAGGUGAGACGUUCGAGGCGUCGCUGCCUCUAGCAGCUGCGGGCGAAGCGUCCUUCCCCGUGACGGUGAGCUGCUCGCUCGUCUUCUCGCUCGGCGGCCUCCUGGGCGAGGACGCCGAGCACCUCCCCGGCCCGCGGAUCAGUUGCGUCAGUCUGCCCUUGAGCACGCUGACGGUGGACUGGCUGCACGCCCUGCAGGUGUGUAGUCCCAUCAGCACCCACGGGAAGGCCGCGUCGCAAUCCCACAACGCGACAGACGCCGUAGACGCUUUUUUAAGAGCACGAAGGGUUAGCAGCGGAAGAGGGGGAGGAGGAGGGGAGAGAGAGAGAGAGAGAGGGCGGCAUUCAGCGAGCGUUCGGGUGUCGUCAGAGUUGCUGAGGGACGCUCUGGCGGCGAAAGGCUCUGAUCUGGACACUCGGGGCUCCUCGAAGGCGGCCGCUCUCAACGUGGGCCUCUCUCUGCUGGAGUGGCUGUUGUCUGACGCGCCCGGAGGCGUCGCAGCCGGACGCCGAGGAGACCACGUCGCACCCGGCGGCGGCGGCUCGGUGGUCCGUGGGCACGAUCCAAACGGACACGCGGUCCAACUGACCGCCAAAGAGGUGAAUGUAGGGGAGGAGUCCACGGCGAAGGGGGAGGAGCCUCUGAGGGCUGUGGAGGUGCUGGUGGAGAGCUCUUCCCUGGCAGCAGUGUGUGGGCUGCAUCACGCUCUGCUGCGACGCAUUCAGGCUCUGCUGCACACGGCCCCUGAGAGAGCUGCUUCUCCAAAGAGGAUCCAGAGUCUAAGGUUAAGAGAGGCUCUGCAGCGGGCCGAGCGCCUGUUGCAGCAGAUCCGGCAAAGUCGAAUCUCAGGGGCCUUCGGUGGGGGCGUGUCCACGGGGCCGAUGACCCAAUCACUUCUCUCCGUUUACCAAGAACUCAGAGAAAACCCUCUCCUGAUAAUGUAACACAGUCUCUCCUCUGCCUCUUCCAAUGUUACGUAACUCGUCUUCGCAGCUGAUGCGUGAGAAAUAAUGUAGAUAAAUGGUCUUUUUCAUCAGUCAUAUUUUACACAUAGAUGAAUUUAUUUUUACGAUUGUACAAAACCCAAGUCUGUUGCUUCGACUCAACCUCGCUGUGCAGACGAUGACGCUCAACUCAAGGUGACUGUCGAGCUCAGGUGGAAUAAAGAUGUCUGCCAUC